GGCCCGCCCCGCCCUGGCCGGGUGAUUGAUCACGGAAGAUCCCCGUGGCUUUAAUGGUCUGCUUGGAUGGGAAUUAAUUCUGGGAUGGAUAAAUAAUGCAUUGAGGUUUACGUAGUCCAAGGCGAGCCGUCUGUCCGGAGCCAGGAGAGGGAGCCAAGGGGCCGCGAGGGCGACGCCAGCUGCCGGCCUGGGGGACAAGCGGGGCGUGAAGGGCGACCUGGCGAGAGCGCGAGAAGAGGGCCGUGGAUGACUGGCUCGGGCCCUCGCGCCCGGCCCCGCGGCUGCAGAACCAUGCUAAGCCCGAAGAUCAGGCAGGCCCGCAGGGCCCGCUCCAAGAGCCUGGUGAUGGCAGAGCAGAGCCGGGGCUCCGGGCAGCUGCUGGGCCCCCGCAAGCCAGGCCCUGUGCUGAAGGCCGGCUGGCUGCGGAAGCAGAGGGGCAUCAUGAAGAACUGGCAGCAGCGCUGGUUCGUGCUGCGUGGAGAUCAGCUGUUCUAUUACAAGGACAAAGAUGAGACCAAGCCCCAGGGACUUAUUUCUCUACAAGGGACCCAGGUGACUGAACUUCCUCCCGGCCCCGAGGAUCCAGGGAAGCACCUCUUUGAGAUCAUCCCAGGUGGUGCCGGGGAUCGGGAGAAGGCGCCUGCUGGCCCCGAGGCGCUCCUGCUCAUGGCCAGCUCCCGGAGGGACAUGGAGGACUGGGUACAGAGCAUCCGCCGGGUCAUCUGGGCCCCACGGGGCGGAGGGAUCUUUGGGCAGCGGCUGGAGGACACAGUCUACCAUGAGCGAAAGUAUGGCCCCCGGCUGGCCCCGAUGCUGGUGGAGCAAUGUGUGGACUUCAUCCGGGAGCGAGGGCUCACCGAGGAGGGGCUUUUCCGCCUGCCUGGCCAGGCCGACCUGGUGCGGGGACUGCAGGACUCCUUUGACUGUGGUGAGAAGCCACUGUUCGACAGCACAACAGAUGUGCACACUGUGGCUUCCCUGCUGAAGCUGUACUUGCGGGAGCUGCCUGAGCCUGUGAUCCCCUUCGCUAGGUACGAGGACUUCCUCAGCUGCGCCCAGCUGCUCACCAAGGAUGAAGGGGAGGGGACCCUGGAGCUGGCCAAGCACGUGCGCAACCUUCCUCAGGCCAAUUACAACCUGCUCAAAUAUAUAUGCAAGUUUCUGGAUGAAGUGCAGUCUCACUCAGAUGUCAACAAGAUGAGUGUGCAGAACCUGGCGACUGUGUUUGGCCCUAACAUCCUGCGGCCACAGAUGGAGGACCCAGUGACCAUCAUGGAAGGCACCUCCCUGGUCCAGCACCUGAUGACCGUCCUCAUCCACAAACAUAGCGAGCUCUUCACGAUGACCACCCUGGAAGGGCCCCCCAGGUCACCGCAUGGAGGGCCAUCAUGCACUGUGGGCUGGGGCUCUGAGGAGGUCAACAAGGACAGCCAGGGGGACCCUGGUGACCCCACCCUGCCCACGCACAGGGCCUCGUCCCUGGAUGGGCCAGCUGCCGCUGUGCUCUCUAGGACCUCUCCCCCAGCUCAGGGCAGCCCCAGAAAGAGGCUGCAGACUCUGCCAGGCUGGAAAUCAUCCUUCCACCAGCGGGGACCUGUGUCUGCGAGCCCACAGGGGGGCAGUGUGUCCCUGGAGGUGCCUGUGGCCUCCAGAAGCAGCAGCCGAGGGAACUGGCUCAUGAAUGGGCUGUCAUCUCUGCGCAGCCACCAUCGAGCCUCAUCAGAGGACUGGCUCAAGGACGCUGGCUCCACACAAAGACUGUCCACCUAUGACAACGUGCCCCCACCCAGCCUCUUCCCCAGCACGGCCAGUGUGGCUAGCACAGCAUGGUCCCCAGCCUCGUCACCCCGUGAUGCCUCUGUCAGCAGCUGCACAGCCUGCAGGGCCAGCGGCUCAUCAGCUGGCAGCUCCUUGCACACUGAGUGGGCCCUUGAACCAUCCCUGCUCCGUAGCGGCAGUGGCGAGGACCACAGGUCCCCCGACCUGGCCUGUGGCUUAGAGGAAGCAGGAGUUGUUGACAGCAGCAGCCAGGAACCCAGCAACCCCAGCAGCCCUGGCCAGGACCCUGUGCAACGCUGCCGGUUGCUCCAGGGCCUGGUGACGGAGCUUAGGGCGGAACUGUGCUGCCAGCGGACCAAAUAUGAAGCAAGCCUGAGAAGCAUUGAAGAGAGCAGUGCAGAGCUGCGGGGACAGCUUUCUCAGCUGGAGGAGGAGCUGGACCAGGAGCGGAAGAAGCACUCCAUGCUGGAGAUUAAGCUGCGGAACUCGGAGCGUGCGCGGGAGGAUGCAGAACGCCGGAACCAGCUGCUGCAGAAAGAAAUGGAGGAGUUCUUUUCUACACUGGGGAGCCUGACUGUUGGGGCCCAAGGCACCAGAGUCCCAAAAUGAAAGGACCAGAAGAGUGCACUCCUCAGGCCAAGCCAGAAGCCUUGCACUGGCCCACGGAGGGACAGGUGCUGAACACAGAUCCUGCUACCCAUGGGACUGCAGGCCCCCCACGCCCAGGGAGGAUCUGCUGCUGUUCUCUCCAACUGCACAGAGCCAGAUGGGCACCAGAGGGGAUGGUGACUUGAGUGGCUUUUAGCCUGUCACCCGGGAAGAGUCCCAGGACUGCCUGCCCCACGGGGCCCAGAGCUGUGAGCUGCCAGGAGC
Octodon degus (degu) is the source of this 2652-nucleotide messenger RNA. RefSeq names its product Rho GTPase activating protein 22 (gene Arhgap22). Gene Ontology annotation, molecular function: GTPase activator activity. Gene Ontology annotation, biological process: signal transduction; activation of GTPase activity. The transcript has 10 exons. The record is from RefSeq and is a predicted model, not a curated record. NCBI's taxonomy places the organism in Eukaryota, Metazoa, Chordata, Mammalia, Rodentia, Octodontidae. Bases 247 to 2388 code for a protein of 713 amino acids. Gene Ontology annotation, cellular component: focal adhesion.